UUGAGGAGCGUGAGAUGGGCACGCUUAAAACCACACAACCCUCUUAAUAAUAAUCCCUUUCUCUUUCUUUCUUUCUUUCUUUCUUUCUUUCUUUGUGAUUCCAAUUCAAUCCGCCAUGGAUUUCCUUAACAACUACUGAACCCUUUCUUCUCCACCAAACCUCACUCCCAUGGCUCUUCUUCUUCCUCAUCUCUUCCCUUCACUCUCCCUUCACUCCAAAUCCAAAGACAAUUCUCUUCUCUUUAAACCCUCUUCUUCUUCUUCUUCUUCUUCUUCUUCUUCUUCUUCUUCUUCUUCUCCUUCUCUUUCGCUUACCAGUGUUCAUUCUCCUCAGCUUCAAGGCUCUCAACUCGCUUCUCCCCCUGGUUCUCCCGAUUCCCGUUCCGAUAAGCCUAGAGAUGACUUCUAUGUCAAUCUCGGCCUCGCUGUUAGAACUCUUCGUGAAGACCUUCCUCUAAUUUUCACCAGAGACCUCAAUUACGACAUUUACAGGGACGAUAUAACUUUUACUGAUCCUCUCAACACGUUUACUGGUAUUGAGAGGUACAAAUUGAUCUUCUGGGCUCUGAGAUUUCAUGGCAAAAUUCUUUUCCGUGAGAUUGGAAUUGAGGUUUACAGGAUUUGGCAACCUUCUGAAAACGUUAUAUUGAUUCGGUGGAACUUGAAGGGUGUUCCUAGGGUUCCAUGGGAAGCUAGGGGUGAAUUUCAAGGAACUUCUAGGUAUAAAGUGGAUCGAAAUGGGAAAAUUUAUGAACACAAAGUUGAUAAUUUAGCAUUUAAUUUCCCUCAGCAAUUGAAGCCAGCUGCAUCAGUCUUGGAUUUGGUUUCUGCUUGUCCUGCAAGCCCUAAUCCAACUUUCUUGUGGGGAACAGAGGAUUUGCAUUGUUCUUCAUGGGUUGAGCUUUAUCAAUCUGUGAGGAGAAGUGUAGGAGGAGAAGGGUAUUUGAUUACACAAGAUGGAUUUCUUACAUGUUCAUAGUAUAUUUUUACAAUUCUGCCUUCUUGAAUAUAGAUUUUCUACUACGUAGCCUUUUUUUUUUGUUUUGUAUUCUCACAAUUAUCAUAUUUUGAUAGCAAGUAAUAGAGUAUAAUAAAAGGAAAACGUUGUAGACACUCUUAUGAACAGACUCAAGGAUUUGGCAGCCACGGUGGGGGAGAAGGAGGAGGAAACACAAUGGAAAUAGAAGUGGCAGUAUCCAGAAUUGUCUUAUUGUUCUGUGUUUGUUCUGUCCACAAUCUUGUGAAGAAAAUGAUAACAUUGUAGUGAAUAACUGUCAGUUCUUUAUAUAUAGGUAAGUGAGGUGGGUGGUGACAGGUUCUUGUUUAUUUUGAUGUGUUAUAUAGCUAUGUAUACAGAUGAUAUUAUUGAAAUUGUAUAGUUCUUUUUAUUGCCA
Messenger RNA from Cucumis sativus (cucumber), 1394 nucleotides. RefSeq lists its product as uncharacterized. NCBI's taxonomy places the organism in Eukaryota, Viridiplantae, Streptophyta, Magnoliopsida, Cucurbitales, Cucurbitaceae. The transcript has 2 exons. The record is from RefSeq and is a predicted model, not a curated record. Bases 170 to 979 code for a protein of 269 amino acids.